AUGUUGAAGAGCGGGCUCUUGCGGUGUUGUCUACUAAUCGCGCUGGGCACGAUAGGGAUAUGGGCUAAUGAGGAUGUUGGGAAAGAUGGCGAGUUGGUAUUACACAAGGUGGCUAGGGUGCCACAAGACGAAUAUUCAUUCUUACGGAAUGACUUCAAUCAUGCAGUUGCCGAGGAGGAUAAUACGGUCAAGAGAUUUAUAGUAGAAACGAUACCGGACUCAACGAGAAGGAGUCCUAAAGAACAGGCAGCUCCAGCUCUAACGACUCCCCAACCAACGCCGCCGCCGCAGAAGCGCCAGGACGAUGGCCAAAUCCAGGCUCUCUCGCAACAGCUCCGGUCACUUUCAGAGUCCGCGACACGAGCCAUAUCAUCCGUGUCAUCAAGCGCUUCUUCGGCCAUGAGUCUCGUAUCUCAGUCCGCGCAAUCUGUCCGGCAAUCUGCUGAUCAAGCGGUUCGGUCUGCUAACCAGAACGCCGACGAUGCUAAUCGGCAACUAUCGCAAACCCAGUCGUCGGCAACCAGCGCCGUAUCUGCGGCAAGCGCGCGCGCGAGUGACGAUAUAUCGCGAUCGCUAUCAAGUAUGAGCAGCCGGAUAUCGUCUAACUUGGCUAGCGUUCAGAGCAGCGCCAGUAGCGUAAUCAGCGCCGCUAUGGUUGAGGCAAGCUCGAGCGCUGCGAACGCAGUAAACAUAGCUGCGAGUCAAAUUCAGGAGGCGAGGGCAGAUGCAAGCGGUGUUAGGGGCGAUGCAAGUUCUAUCGUAUCGCAAGUACAAUCUAACUCGGUCUCAGGCACGAAUGUUGCCAUAAUAGUCACCGUGUCUGUGCUCGGUACAGCUGUACUAACAACCAUCGCUUCGUGCUUCAUCGUACGCUAUCGACGAAAUAAGAGACGUGAUCGCGAGGGUCUAGCUACAGCAAUCAAUAACAACGAGAGUCAGUAUGAAAAACCAAUCGCAGUCCGCGGCACGCCGGGAACUCCCCGUUUUACGCCGUUUGGUGGUGGGACCGGUUAUCCAAUGGACAAGUUCAAGCUUCCGGACUUGACCUUGAGCCCCUUUUUGAAAAAGAAAACCAACACAGGAAGUCCAAGCGAUAUUGGUUUCGCGCGAAGUACUUACAGUAAUAAUGACGGCAAGGCGUCUGUUAAUACCGAUGUCUACGGCGUCUCGCCGACAAGCUUCAGGUUGAAGAAAGAUAAUAGCGUCAAGAGCGCAACAAGUGUACGACUUAUCAGAGUGGGCAGCAAUAAUAAUAAUAAGGGGAAAGAAAAAGGCAAAGAGGAAGAUCAAAAAGCUCUACUUAGUCCGAUACUCUCCCCGGCGCCAUCACUCCCUGUAGAGAUGCCGAUAGUGUCGACAGCACCGGCUGCGGUGUCAACACCACCACCCCAGCCGCAGCUCUUUUCGCCAGCUUCGCCAACAAUGCUGGCAUCACCUAUAGAGCCACAGAUUUCAGAACCGGCACGAGCGACUAUUCGGCCUGUUCGAAACUCGGAAGCGGCAGAGGAGCCCGACAUAAAUCCAGUUAAUCGCACAACAACAAUGACCAGCCAGAACCGACUCCGAUUUCGUGACAGCAGCGAUGUGGAAUCAGCCGAACCCUCACCAGCGAACUGGACACUAUCAACGGCGCGUACUGUAGCCACAAUGAACCCGAUGCGGAACACGAACACGGCUAGCCUACGGAUGACAACCAUGAGUACUAAUGGUAGCGACAACGGCCAGUCGCCGCCUCGGCGUCCCAAGAACGCGGGUGCUAGCUUCGCCACGUUCCCUAAGGUGCGCGACGGCCCGCCCAAGGGUUCCGCCGCCGAGGCUAUCAUGAACAGGAACCGCACGGGUUUAAACGGCGUCACGGCACGGCUGCGCAAGGAGACGGAGCGUAGACUGCGCGAAUCGGCUGAAAUCGGCGGUGCUAGUGACACGGUGAGGGCGAGCAGGGGCCCGAAUUGGCCUUUCGGCGGUAACUAG
Messenger RNA from Daldinia childiae, 1971 nucleotides. RefSeq lists its product as uncharacterized. NCBI's taxonomy places the organism in Eukaryota, Fungi, Ascomycota, Sordariomycetes, Xylariales, Hypoxylaceae. The transcript is spliced from 3 exons. The record is from RefSeq and is a predicted model, not a curated record. The coding region runs from base 1 to 1971 and encodes 656 amino acids.